This is a messenger RNA of Cucurbita maxima (winter squash), 1364 nucleotides long. Its product is annotated as pectinesterase 31. Gene Ontology annotation, biological process: cell wall modification. The coding region runs from base 199 to 1155 and encodes 318 amino acids. Gene Ontology annotation, molecular function: pectinesterase activity. The transcript is spliced from 5 exons. Lineage: Eukaryota; Viridiplantae; Streptophyta; Magnoliopsida; Cucurbitales; Cucurbitaceae. The record is from RefSeq and is a predicted model, not a curated record.
AUUCCGUCUAGUUGGCUGCCUUGCCGCCUCAAUCGAAAGAAAUAUAGAUAAAUCAGGUGUACCCAUGAAAUUUAAUGGCUCCGAUGCAAAAUUGGAGGAGUUUGCUUGUCUUUCCACUUUAUAAAUACAAUUGAUUUGGUCUUCAUUUUCAUCCCGCUUCCCAACAUCCAGAAGGCGCGAGCUUCGAGACUGCGUUUCAUGGCGGCCCCGCCCAGGGUGCUCACGGUGGCGCAAGACGGCUGUGGGGAUUUCCGUACGGUUCAGGAAGCCAUAGACGCGGUUCCAUUCAGCAAUACUUGCCGGACUGUGAUCCGUGUGUCUCCUGGGAUUUACAGGCAGCCUCUCUAUGUGCCUAAGACCAAGAAUUUCAUCACCUUCGCGGGUUUGAACCCUGAGACUACCGUUCUCACUUGGGACAAUACCGCCACCAAAAUUAGCCACCACCAAGCUUCUCGUGUCAUUGGAACUGGGACUUUUGGUUGUGGGAGUACCAUUGUGGAAGGGGAGGAUUUCAUUGCUGAGAAUAUCACAUUUGAGAAUUCUUCCCCUCAGGGUUCUGGGCAAGCCGUGGCUAUCAGAGUUACAGCAGAUCGUUGUGCCUUUUACAAUUGCAGGUUUCUCGGCUGGCAGGAUACUCUGUACCUACAUUAUGGAAAACAGUACUUGAAGGAUUGCUAUAUCGAAGGAAGUGUGGACUUCAUAUUUGGCAACAGCACUGCUCUGUUGGAGCGUUGCCAUAUCCACUGCAAGUCGCAUGGCUUUAUUACUGCACAGAGCAGGAAAUCCUCUCAAGAGACCACAGGUUAUGUAUUCUUGAGGUGUGUGAUCACGGGCAGUGCCGGGUCUUCGUACGUUCAUCUCGGACGACCAUGGGGACCGUUUGCAAGGGUGGUCUUUGCUUACACAUAUAUGGAUGCAUGUAUCAAACCAGCAGGCUGGGACAACUGGGGAAAAACUGAAAACGAGAGAACUGCUUGUUUUUAUGAGUACAAGUGUUUCGGGCCAGGGAGUUGCCCGAUGAGCAGGGUGUGUUGGGCAAGAGAAUUAGUAGAUGAAGAAGCCGAUGAGUUCAUUCUGCAUCAAUUUAUCGAUCCCGACGUCGAGAGGCCUUGGCUAUGCCGGAGGAUGGCAUUGAGGAUACCCUUUUCUGCUUAAGAAUGGCCGAGUGUUACAAAGGUUUGGUAGUGUGUCUAAAUGUUGAACAUUUUUUGCUUGCUGGUCCGUUAGAAGAAGGAACAUUCAUAUCCUAUAUGGGUGGCAUAGGGCUUCUUGUAGCCUUUGAUUGUGAAUUUUGGGCAUGUAUUGACCACUUUCAUAUUACUCUCCUAUCUUUAUAUAAUUUUUUUUCAGACAUUAUAUUUUAA